AUGUUUCCCCAAAUUUGGACCCGGUCGUUUUAUCUCCCAGACUUGUGGUUACCCCUCCUUUACCUCGUCGUUUCUACAUCCCCAGACUACUGGCUAACCUCCCUUCACUGGCCAUUUCUAACUCCCCACACUUUUAGGGUCUUGUACCUCGUCGUUUCUACCUCCCCAGACUACUGGCUAACCCUGCCUUUAUCCGGUACUUCUGGCUACCCCCUCCCUUUACCUCGUCGUUUCUACCUCCCCAGACUUCUGGCUACCCCUCCCUUCACCCGGUCAUUUCUACCACCCCAGACUUCUGGCAACCCCUCCCUUUACCUCGUCGUUUCUACCUCCCCAGACUUCUGGCUACCCCUCCCUUCACCCGGUCAUUUCUACCUCCCCAGACUUCUGGCUACCCCUCCCUUCACCUGGUCGUUUCUACCUCCCCAGACUACUGGCUACCCCUCCCUUCACCUGGUCAUUUCUACCUCCCUAGACUUCUGGCUACCCCUCCCUUACCUCGUCGUUUCUACAUCCCCAGACUGGCUACCCCUCCCUUCACCCGGUCAUUUCUACCUCCCCAGACUUUCUACCCCUCCCUUUACCUCGUCGUUUCUACCUCCCCCAGACUACUGGCUACCCCUCCCUUCACCCGGUCAUUUCUACCUCCCCAGACUACUGGCUACCCCUCCCUUUACCUCGUCGUUCCUACCUCCCCAGACUUCUGGCUACCCCUCCCUUCACCCCCUUCACCCGGUCAUUUCUACCUCCCAGACUUCUGGCUACCCCUCCCUUUACCUGGUCGUUUCUACAUCCCCAGACUUCUGGCUACCCCUCCCUUCACCUGGUCAUUUCUACCUCCCCAGACUUCUGGCUACCCCUCCCUUUACCUCGUCGUUUCUACCUCCCAGACUUCUGGCUACCCCUCCCUUCACCCGGUCAUUUCUACCUCCCCAGACUUCUGGCUACCCCUCCUUCACCUGGUCGUUUCUACAUCCCCAGACUACUGGCUACCCCUCCCUUCACCCGGCUCAUUUCUACCUCCCUAGACUUCUGGCGACCCCUCCCUUUACCUGGUCGUUUCUACCUCCCCAGACUACUGGCUACCCCUCCCUUCACCCGGUCAUUUCUACCUCCCCAGACUUCUGGCUACCCCUCCCUUUACCUCGUCGUUUCUACCUCCCCAGACUUCUGGCUACCCCUCCCUUCACCCGGUCAUUUCUACCUCCCCAGACUUCUGGCUACCCCUCGCUUUACCUCGUCGUUUCUACCUCCCCAGACUUCUGGCUACCCCUCCCUUCACCCGGUCAUUUCUACCUCCCCAGACUUCUGGCUGCCCCUCCCUUUACCUCGUCGUUUCUACCUCCUCAGACUACUGGCUACCCCUCCCUUCACCCGGUCAUUUCUACCUCCCUAGACUUCUGGCUACCCCUCCCUUUACCUGGUCGUUUCUACAUCCCCAGACUUCUGGCUACCCCUCCCUUCACCUGGUCAUUUCUACAUCCCCAGACUACUGGCUACCCCUCCCUUCACCCGGUCGUUUCUAUAUCCCCAGACUUCUGGCUACCCCUCCCUUUACCUCGUCGUUUCUACCUCCCAAGACUACUGGCUACCCCUCCCUUCACCCGGUCAUUUCUACCUCCCCAGACUUCUGGCUACCCCUCCCUUCACCCGGUCGUUUUCACCUCCCCAGACUUCUGGCUACCCCUCCCUUUACCUGGUCGUUUCUAUCUCUUCAAAUUUCUUGCUACCUCUUCCUUCAACCGCAUGUUUGAGCCAUCUCCGUAA
Molecule: messenger RNA, 1767 nt
Organism: Acanthosepion pharaonis
Lineage: Eukaryota; Metazoa; Mollusca; Cephalopoda; Sepiida; Sepiidae
Source: the annotation of a GenBank genome assembly